This is a messenger RNA of Acanthaster planci (crown-of-thorns starfish), 2357 nucleotides long. Its product is annotated as monocyte to macrophage differentiation factor-like. The record is from RefSeq and is a predicted model, not a curated record. NCBI's taxonomy places the organism in Eukaryota, Metazoa, Echinodermata, Asteroidea, Valvatida, Acanthasteridae.
CUGUGUGAUCUUGCACACUGAUAUCUCGAUAUAUCUGCGCACUCGUACUGUCUGGUACCUUGCUCAUGUAUCACCUUAGGGUAGCAAAAAAUUACAGCAAAGAUCUAAUCACCAGGCGAAGUAUCAUAUUUCCUUUUAAUAUUUUCAUGCUUGUAAGGAAAUACCGGUAAAUGGCUGUCAAAGUGUAUCAGGAAAAACCAGUGAAAACCAUGCUAAGAUAGGUAAAUCCGGGAGAGGUAUAUACAUUUUCUUUAGGGAAAAACAAACCCAACACGAUGCCCAGAUGAGAGUCGCUAAUUGCGAGAUAUUUGCACGGAAUUCGGAAUCGAGGGGUGAACGUGAUUUUCAUCCGCCUACCGUAUACGACGCGACCAUCGCCGGCUUGCUGAGGCGGGGCGGCUAUACAUUUUCUUACCGCUUGGACAACUGGUCGAUCAGCCGCUGGUGAUUUCAACUUGGGGGAAAAUGAAGAAAUCUUUUUCCUCACAAUGGUUAAUGAACAGUCCUGCCGAGAGAGGCUGCCAAUACAAACCCACAGUGGUCGAGCAUGUAGCAAACUGCAUCACACAUGGGGUCUGGAUCCUCCCUACCUUCUAUGCAGGUAAUGACAUGAUGGAGGCUGCAUCAACGGCUGGAGAGAAGGCUAAUGCCGUGCUCUUCAGCAUGGCACUGCUCAGCGUAUUCAUAGUUUCAACCACCUUCCACGUGGUCGCUUGGUUUGGCAAACAAGCAACACUCAGGUUUUAUCUUCAUAUCAGUGACAAAGCUAUUAUUUAUCUCUUCAUUGCUGCUUCCUACACGCCAUGGCUGACGCUGAAGAAAGUUGGCAUGAUUGGGCAGAGUAUAUUCUGGUUGAUCUGGGUCUGUGCCAUACUCGGCGUCAUCUAUUCUUACUGCUUCUAUGAAAAAUACAAACACCUUGAGACUGCCCUCUAUCUUCUUCUUGGCAUCGGCCCUUCCGUGGCCGUUCUAGAUGUGCAAUGUUCCAAAGACGGGAUAUACGAGCUGGCACUGGGCGGGCUGGUUUACGUCCUGGGUGUCAUCUUCUUCAAGAGUGAUGGUGUCAUCCCUUUCGCCCACGCCAUCUGGCACCUGUUUGUAGCUGCAGGGGCGGGGCUUCACUUCUACGCUAUCCAUACGUACCUCAUGGGGUCCUCUGGUGGUGCAGAGGCAGGGGAAGACGUGACACAGCCAGUCCACUUCAUAGGUUCAUUCUGAAGAGAGGUGUGGGAAUUCCCCCCCCCCCCGACCUCAAUAUUAUUCUGGGCUUCAAAGAUAGACAUAUUUGAGGUUGUUUCUAUUCGUAGGCAGAUACCUGAAUGAUUUCAUGAUUUGGAAAUUGACCCUACGGUUUAACUUUGCUAAUACAGUGGUUUUUAACUUCAAUCUCAUUCUCUGAGGUCGUAUUUCAACCUGGUCCUCAUGUACGGGGAACAAGGUUGAUCACUGACCUGGUUUUCAUAUGUGCGAAAUGGCGCAACUCGCAUUUCUCAGGAUUACUGACCAAACUAGUUUAAGAGACAUACUUGAUUUCACUUAAUUUCAAUGGCAAUAUGCGAUCUGUUGAAAAGGAAUCUAUAUCAAAGAACUACCAUCACAAAAGUAACUGUAGGACAAGCAGAUAUUUCCGUCAGUGUGCAGGUACUUGGCUUGAUCAAUUUAAUUAAAUCCAUGGAACUGCAUAUGUAAUCACAAUGUUACCCCCCAGCCUAGAAAACGUGGAAACACUGGCUCUGUACUCUUUAGGAUUUUUGAAAAAAGGAAAAUGGACCGAAAAAUGCGUGAUUGUAGCUGUAACCAUUCAAGGUCAAACACAGACAUCAGGUAUCAACAGAAACAAAAUGUUAAGAAAUUUUUCUUGGAAAGAAGUUCCCCUUGGAAACUUUUUGCGAGUGAUUUCCAGUGAUUUCCUUUUCUAGUUGUCAACUAUUUCCAGCUGUAACCUAACCAAGGUCCAUCCCAAUGCAUGUUGGGAAUGAUAUAAUUUUGAUUUGAUGUUUCCAUGUGCAUGCAGCUUUGAAUUCUGUAUUCAAAGUGAGGUCUCCCCCCAUGUUUGGCUAGGUCAGUUUAGUUAUCUGGGAAAAGUAUCAGUCAGUGUCUUGUGAUAAUGAGAGCGAGUCACUUGUUUGAGUAAUUUAGCUUUUAGUAAGGGGGUCGAAGUCUUAUGGUCUGAUAGGGUCUGAGUCAUAAGCUGGUUAGAUCCCAAUGGGUGACUUGGAGGCACUAGUGGCAGCAGAUAUACUGGUCCUUUUCCACAGAAUUACGCACGCUCAGAACUAGGCAUGCAUGCUCAGAACUAGGCACACAUGCUCAGAACUAGGCGCGCAUGCUCAGAACUAGGCACGCAUGCUCAGAAC